UAGCCCAGGACAAAAGCCACUCUUGGCUUUCUGUCUAGGUGGGACAGGCCCUAGAAACCUAGCAAGAGCAGUCUCCUUGGGAACUUAGACUAGCCGAGCUGGGUUGCAUCUCAUGGCUCCUUUGUGACUUAGUUCAGCUGGUCACUAUUAGGAGGCAACUGCCAGUCACAGUGGUUCUGAACUCUUGAAGCCUGUGAUGCUGGGGUGAUGUUUGGAAAUUGGCAUCAUGGAGAUGAAGAGGGAGCCCUUCCCACCAUGGCCAGCAUAGGCCCCACAUGGGCCCAGAAGCUGUUUAGUGAAAAAAUAAGUGGUGCCGAAGGAACGAAGCUAGAUGAAGUAUUUAUGGACAUGGAAAAGAAAGUAGAUAUUACCAGUAAGGCUGUUGCAGAAAUCCUUUCCAAAGCCACAGAGUAUCUCCAGCCCAAUCCAGCAUACAGAGCUAAGCUGGGAAUGCUGAACACUAUGUCGAAGAUCCGAGGGCAGGUGAAGGCCACUGGCUACCCGCAGACAGAAGGCUUGCUGGGGGACUGCAUGCUGAAGUAUGGCAAGGAGCUCGGAGAAGAAUCUGCUUUUGGCAACGCAUUGAUGGAAGUUGGUGAAUCCAUGAAACGCAUGGCCGAGGUGAAAGAUUCUCUGGAUAUUAAUGUGAAGCAAACUUUUAUUGACCCACUGCAGCUACUGCAAGACAAAGACUUAAAAGAGAUUGGGCACCACCUGAGAAAGCUGGAAGGCCGCCGCCUGGAUUAUGAUUAUAAAAAGAGGCGAGUAGGUAAGAUACCCGAGGAAGAAAUCCGACAAGCAAUAGAAAAGUUUGAAGAGUCAAAGGAACUGGCUGAAAGAAGCAUGUUUAAUUUUUUAGAAAAUGAUAUAGAGCAAGUCAGCCAGCUGGCCGUGUUUGUAGAGGCGGCAUUAGACUAUCACAGGCAGUCCACAGAGAUCCUCCAGGAGCUGCAGAAAAAGCUAGCAAUACGAAUAGCGUUAUCCUCCGCAAUCCCCAAGCGAGAAUACCAGUCAAAGCCUGUGAACGUGGCGAGUUCUAGUGACCUCAAUGGAGUCUCCAGCAGCACUUCCUCAAAGAUAUCAGCCUACCACAGACUGAAGGCAGCAGAGUAGAAGGGCCUGAGGGACUGCUUCGGGAAGGUCCACUGGCAGCGGGAAAAAGUGACAGACAGGUCGCAACCCCGGCUACAAGGGAGGCAAGAAAAAAGCU
Molecule: messenger RNA, 1210 nt
Organism: Peromyscus eremicus (cactus mouse)
Lineage: Eukaryota; Metazoa; Chordata; Mammalia; Rodentia; Cricetidae
Gene: Sh3gl3
Product: SH3 domain containing GRB2 like 3, endophilin A3
Exons: 9
Coding region: 208-1113 (301 amino acids)
Biological process (GO): synaptic vesicle uncoating; endocytosis
Cellular component (GO): presynapse; glutamatergic synapse; cytoplasm
Molecular function (GO): protein binding
Source: RefSeq, a predicted model, not a curated record